This is a messenger RNA of Uloborus diversus, 2037 nucleotides long. RefSeq names its product GRB2-associated-binding protein 1-like (gene dos). Lineage: Eukaryota; Metazoa; Arthropoda; Arachnida; Araneae; Uloboridae. The record is from RefSeq and is a predicted model, not a curated record. The transcript has 7 exons. The coding region runs from base 1 to 2037 and encodes 678 amino acids.
AUGGAAGGCGUAGUGUAUGAAGGAUGGUUAGUUAAAUCUCCACCAGAGAAGCGGAUUGUUAAAGCCAAAUGGCGGCAAAGAUGGUUUGUUCUACGACAUUCAGGAGACUUACCCGGGCAGUUUAUGCUGGAAUACUUUACUGACAACUAUUGCAAGAAACUGAAAGGCAGAAUUGAUUUAGACGAAUGUGAACAGGUUGACGCUGGAUUGACGUUUGAGAGUAAGAAAACCAGUCAUCAGUUUAUGUUUGACAUAAGAACUCCCAAACGAACGUAUUAUCUUGUUGCAGAUACAGAGGCUGAAAUGAAUAAGUGGGUUGAAUGCAUUUGUUCUGUUUGUGGCUUGAAAAUUCAUGUUGAAGAAGAUUUUCUGGUUCCUCAAGAUGGUUCACAUAGUUCAAACAAUCUAUCAAAAGGGAGUUCAGCAGAUGAAAGAAGUUCCUCCAACCCAUAUAUUCCUAUUAGUGAGUGCCACACUGGUAAACCUGUAUUAAAUGGAAACCUUACAGGGAAUGGGUUUAGUGACCUACCCAGUGAGCCUCCUCCCCCUCCGCCAGACAAAAAUGACUGGAACUUGGAACAGUCUCUAUCCGACGAGUUUUACGACCAUCCGAAGCCUCUGGGUCGGUUAGAAUUGAACAGCGAACCGAUGUAUAAUGUGCCAGCAAGCUCAAAGUCAGAUUUUGGUAGUAUACAAGGGAAUGAUAUGUUUAAUUCUUUGGUAAGUCUCGAUCGGAAUGUCGACCUGGCCGACUUGGUUCCGCCAGUUUCCAGCACGAUUCCACGAAGAAAAGCCAGUUUAAAGUCUGAAGUGGAAUAUGACACAGUUCCUUCUUUUCAUGGGUCAAUCAAAGAAAUUAAACCGUCUCAAAGAAGUGUUCAAAGUUUAGCGAGCCAUUUCGAGAACAUAGCUGUGAAACCUUCUCCUGGAGCACAAGCCCAAGACAGUAAACCAGACUAUGUGAAUGAUAUUAAUGUUCCGCCUAGGCCACCUAAACCUUCGAAACUGAGAGAAAGGCACAGGUAUGAGAACUUUGAACUUCCUCAUAAGUUGUUGAAUGAAGAUAACGCAACGUACGACACUCCUCCGUCGAGUAAAGCUUACAAACAGACUUCGCAGCAACAGACGAAUUCCUUCUCGAGGAAUGACGUCGGGGAGGAUUUAUCGACUAACUCGAGUGUACCGCUGUCUUCUUCGGCGGGAAAAGAGUUGAUUCUAGACGACACGUACGACUUUCCUAAAUUUCGAAGCGAAGACAACAUCAAUGCCACCGUUCCGCUGGUUCAGGCAACUGGAACUUCGCAGAAGCCAAGGCGACAUGCCUACACCAACGCACCACCAGGACUGUUCAACAACAAAGAUCUGAUUUUCAACUACGAGUAUCGACCCAGUUUGAUGACGUCGGAUAACUAUUUCGGUGCCGACUCUGCGAAAAGUGCUUGUGCCAGUUCGGAUGCCAUCACGCCGCCGAGCCCCUCGGCAAUGGGGGCCUACGCCAAUAUUCCUCCUAGUCCUACUCUGCUUAAUUUUCAGAAUGAUGUGCCGCCUGCUGUUCAUAGGGACCUGAAGCCCAAGCGUGUUUUGAGCAAAGAAAAUAGACCGGCUGUUAGCUUCCUGACACUUCAACCACCUCCUGGCUGUCGAUCACGCACGAAAGACAGUGAAAGAAACUUCAGAAAAACAAGGGCAGCACCUAGUCCAACUCCAACGUCCAGUUUGGAUGCGAUGCCCCCGAUACCAAACAGAUUUCGUCAUCAGCCUGAUAUGUCUGCAACCUCUGACGAUGAACGAUCCAACUCGAGUGGGAGUCGGAGGAAUUCUUCUAAUGAUGAUCAGGCAAGAUAUCUCUUCAACCCUGCAAAAAAAGAUGAAAUACAAUAUUUAGAUCUAGAUUUAGACUCUGAGCCUUCACCCAGUCCGAAAUCUCCAGAGAGGAUGUCAGCAUCCACUGUGUAUAAAAAAGUCGAUUUUGUCAAAACGAAAGCCUUCAACGAGAUGAGACAAAAUGUCGAAGAAUCCUAUCGGAAGUCGCAGUGA